AAAGCUUGCAGUUCGUCUUGUGUGCCAGAUCGUUCAGAACUGCUGAACUCUACCCCUGCUGCUCGUUCGCAAGUAUGGAUUCCUGUUUUCUGAUCGUCGUGUUUGUCUUCGCUUUAAGUUUUUCCAAUGGAGAGAGAACGCUCAAGUUUGUCACUGUGCUCUAUCGUCAUGGCGACAGAUCUCCAAUCAAGGCCUAUCCAACUGAUCCCUACAAGGAGAGUGACUGGCCCCAGGGUUUUGGACAGCUCUCUCAGGAGGGAAUGAAGCAGCACUAUGAACUAGGCCAGUUUUUAAAGAAACGCUACAGAGGAUUCCUGAGUGAGGACUAUGACCGCCAUGAGAUAUUCAUCAGAAGUACAGAUGUUGACCGGACUCUGAUGAGUGCAGAAGCUAACCUGGCUGGCCUGUUCCCACCUAACGGUUCUGAGGUGUUUAAUCCAAAUUUGAAAUGGCAGCCAAUACCUGUUCACACUGUCCCGGCGAAUGAAGAGAAGCUGCUCUCAUUCCCGCUAGAAGACUGUCCACGUUACACACAGCUCAUGAACGAGACUGAAAAAUCUGACAUUUUUAUCAACAUGACUGACACUUACAAGGCAUUUAUAGAAAUGGUGAGAAAUAAAACAGGACUGGAGACAGCCUCAAUUGCGUCUAUUUGGAGUGUUUAUGACACGUUGUUCUGUGAGGCAAAACAUGGGAAGUCACCUCCUUCCUGGGUGACGCCAGAUGUGAUGGAAACGCUGAAGGUGCUGAAGAACUUUGGUUUUCAGAUUUUGUUUGGAGUCUAUAAGAGAAAGGAGAAGUGCAGACUUCAAGGAGGCCUGCUGUUAGAUCAGAUCAUUAAGAAUCUCUCAACCGCUGCAGUUCCAGACUCUAAACAAAAAGUGAAGAUGGUGAUGUACUCAGCUCAUGACACAACAGUUGUAGCUCUCCAGGAAGCCCUGAAUGUCUUUAAUGGCCUGCAGCCGCCUUAUGCCUCGUGUCAUCUAAUUGAACUUCACCAGGACGAUAACGGGUCGUUUUCAGUGGAGAUGUUUUAUCGCAAUGACAGCACUGUGCCCGAGCCGUACGCAGUGUCUUUACCGCGCUGUUCCCAGCGCUGCCCCCUACAGGACUUUGUGAACCUCACACUUGAAGUUAUACCACAAGACUGGAAUAAAGACUGUCAGAUAAAGAAAGAAGCCAAAGACACUGAGGUCAUCAUCGGGCUGGCUGUGUGUGGAUGUCUACUCUUCCUGCUGGUACUACUGCUGUUUCUAGUGCUAUGCCGUCAAAAAGAGCCGACGGCUACCUAUAGUUCAGUCGUAAAUGAGAGCGACUCCUGACAAUCAUAUCAGCUCCUCCGCAAAGAGGAACUGUGGGACAGUGAAGAGGACCUAUGAGGACACAGCAGCAACUGAAACUCUAAGCCAACUGAAAAGACUUUAACUUUGGCCACACAAUUUAUUUUAUUUGGGGAAGACUUGGUGAUAUUUUAUUUCUUGGAACUUCAGUUGUUUCAAGAGCAAAUGGGGAACCAAGAGUUGUGAUGGCGUCAAUAGCAUCAACGAAACAAUGCUUAGCGCACGACUCUGUAACUUUACAAUAGUGACUGGGUGUCAUUUUCUCUGGGCUUUUGUUGUAAUGAGAGAUUGUGCACAAGUGUCACGAGGAGGAUCUGAAAAAGUGGACUAGACUGAAGCUCCCCGAGAGGUGUGUUCUCUCUGAAACACAAGGACUGUGGUUGUCCCCCUGGUCCAUUAGUUCUAGUGUACCUAUGAGUCUAGUGUACUUGAUGCAUUAGCCUAAAGAUUCAGGUGGGGAAAUUAAAGACUACUGGAUGCAUAUUGAGGCCUUAUAAUGCACUCAUGGAAUUUUUCACUCCUUUUUUUAACGUGAUUAUCUCCUGAUUUACAGCCAUAAAGCAGUUUUGAUGAGAACAUUUAAUAAUAACAGCAUUCUGAUAUGAAGAACAGUGCUCUCAGGUUAAGCUCAAAAGAGCCGUAUUGAAGGAAUUUGUUUUAAUCUGGUGUGUAUUUUUUUUUUUUUUUUGUCUUUUAAAGCUGUAGUAUACGAUGUUGAAAAUCGGUCGAGAGAGCCUGAAACGGGAGGGAAGUUUUGAAAAACUCAUCCCGCCUCUCCACACACACCCCUCUCCCCUCUGCUACCUGAUCCCUCCCACAGGGAAACGAAUUGAACAACGUCACUCAAUCAAGUUGUCAUCAUCGGAAUGACACGUUUGAGAUCACGCCAACGCAAGAUUAGCAACACAUGAAAUGUUCUACACUACACCACCACCAUAAGUAUGAUAUCAAUAGUAUUGCUAAGGUUUUGAGUAAUUGUUAUAGCAGCAUACAGCGCAUCUUUUUGAAAUUCCGAUCGGCUCGAACAGAAACCCGCUAGGCAUACUGCAAUAUAUUCAAGCACUUCAAGAAAUAUAUUUACUUUGAACCGUGAUACAGGUGAUGCUAAACAGCUAACAUUCCAAUGCCGACCGGCAGCAUUAGCAAGUUUUCAGACUGAUAAAAAGCUAUUUAUGUAACACGUCACACCAUAUAAGAGUACAAAUAAAUGUUUACCUGCUCAACAAAAAGUCAGCCGUGUCAGCGUCGGUCUUCAGUCCCAGAUCUCGCUGAAGUUUCCUCCAUCGGUCAAUGGUGAACCCUAUAUUUAUCCUACUCAACUUUCGGCGUUCUUCACAUUUUCUUUUCGUCUCUGCAUUUUCCUCAAACGACUUUCUCUUCCGUCCUAACUUUCUUGUAGGGGCAAGCAGGGGACGCUUGCUGAUGUAUUUUUCGUUGUUAUCCAUUGCUGUCUGAUGUGCUACUACCAUGUGCGGUCACCUGCUAACGUGCGCGAUUCUCAUGACGCAGAAGGGGGGCGCGGUCGGGCGUGGUUGGGCGCGGUCGGGGUGGAGACGCGAGCUCCAGGCGGAGUUUCAAGUGUAGCUGGUGAUUGGAUGAGAGCAGAUGACCAAUGUAGCUUUGCGCUCGCAAAGCUUCCAUUGGUCAACUUUUAUGUGGCUUUACAGCCAAUAGAGUGAAUGGAUUUUUUUCGUUCUUUUUUCUAUUUAUAUUGUUAGGAUUAUACUAUAUAACCAUAAACAGCAUCUAAACGAGGAUAUUAACAAUGAACAAUCUUUGAAAUCGUAUACCCUAGCUUUAACAUAAUGAUCGCCUGACUCUAUGAAUGCAAAUAAAAUGUUAAUUCUCUGUUAUCAUUAAUGUUUUCAUACAUAUUCAGUUCCAGGUGUAUCAUACUUAAAACAAGUUAUUGAUAGAUAGACAAACACUCCCAGUAAGAAUAAAACAAAUCAUCACUAUUAAAUGUUAAUAGCAAUCUGUCCAAAUUGUUCUACUGUCUCAAAUCUUUUAAAAUCAAUAUUUUGUUUGUUUUUAAAGAUUGUCUUUCAAUGUGUCAGUGCACAUCUCAAUAUAGAACUGCUGUAUUGACUAGUUGAUGAAAUUGUGAUGCUUUGAGAUGUACUUAACUGAAACAGAUAACAUUUUUUUUUAAAUCCUUUUUAUUUUCAUCAAAUAGACAAAUAAUGUUUGACAGGACAACGGUUUUAAAUGCAUGUCACAUGUAAUAGGUCAUUAACAUCUUGUUAAUAGUCAAAAUGGAGAAGAAAAAUAAAAAAGAUUUCUACCAAUAAUAUAAUCCAAAGUUGACUACUGGUGUAAAAAACAAAUAUACCUCUGUUUUGAAUAUGGGGGUCCCCUCAAUAUCUAUGUUAUUUGAAGACUUGGGGCCUAAUUUAUAAAGACAUGCAUAGAAUGGUCCUAAAUGUGAACAUAUUUCCGAAAUGUUCCCAUGAAUGAUUUAUAAAACGU
Messenger RNA from Pimephales promelas (fathead minnow), 3809 nucleotides. RefSeq names its product acid phosphatase 2, lysosomal (gene acp2). Lineage: Eukaryota; Metazoa; Chordata; Actinopteri; Cypriniformes; Leuciscidae. Gene Ontology annotation, biological process: dephosphorylation; lysosome organization. Gene Ontology annotation, cellular component: lysosome. The record is from RefSeq and is a predicted model, not a curated record. Gene Ontology annotation, molecular function: acid phosphatase activity.